CCCAACUGAAACGGUGUCGUACGAUAUCACUUUUCUGUUUUCCUUCAUUUGAAUGGUACCAAACAUGAUUAGUAGAGAAGAAGAAGUUUGAGUUGCUGUAAAUCACUAUCAAAAAGGAGAGCAGCGUGAUAAUUGAACUAAAGAACCCUAUCAUCAUAGUGUUCUUCACGAGAAUAAAGCUAAUCAUAGCUCUAGUUUGUCGACAUAAUUAUGUGUUUCUGCAUGUAUUGUGAAGAACAAGAGGUGAAGAAAUAAGAAUGAGUAAAGCUAGAAAGAAAAAGGGGAUCUUUUUUUGAAUCUAGGUAUCCCCAAAUGCCUUUUCUUUAUCUUCCUUUUUGAGCAUUUAAGCUAUGGCUGACGAUUUCUGCGACUUCACCAAGGAUACUUUCAUCUUAAAGCAACCAAAGAAAUCUCCACUGCUGCUGAGAAUGGUGGUUUUACUUUUUGCAAUGAUAUGUGGAAUAUAUGCAUGUUCAAUUUGUCUGAAACAAAUUGGUUCGCGUUCCAGUGGACUGCUUGCGACUGUUCAUGUCGUUGAAAGGCCAUGUGAGACGACUAAUGUUGACCCUUUGGAAAAACCUUACAUGCACUUCCCCAAGCCAAAAACUUUUAGCCGGGCUGAGUGUGCUUGCAAUCCUGUAAGGUUUUUUGCGAUUUUCUCCACUCAGAGGUCUGGCAGUGGAUGGUUUGAAACGUUGUUAAACAGCCAUAUGAAUAUAAGCUCUAACGGGGAGAUUUUUUCUGUUAAAGUCCGUAAAAGUAAUGCAUCAACAAUUUUGGAAACAUUGGACAAACUCUAUGACCUAGACUUUUUGACCAGCGCUUCCAAGAAUGAAUGUACAACUGCAGUUGGUCUGAAGUGGAUGCUUAAUCAGGGUCUAUUGCAGCAUCAUGAGGAAAUUGUUGAGUAUUUCAAACGGAGAGGAGUUUCUGCAAUUUUUCUCUUCAGAAGAAAUCUUUUGCGCAGAAUGGUUUCAAUUCUAGCAAAUUCCUAUGAUCAAAAUGCUAAGCUGUUGAAUGGAACCCACAAGUCUCAUGUGCAUUCUCCCAAGGAGGCUGAGAUUCUUGCAAGUUACAAGCCUAGAAUAAAUACAACGACGCUGAUUGCAAACCUAAAGCAAAUACAAGGCAUGACUGCUAAUGCUUUGGAAUACUUCAAAAGCACUCGGCAUAUGAUCUUGUUCUAUGAGGACAUAAUAAAAAAUCAGACUAUGCUGAAUGAUGUUCAAGAUUUCCUGAAAGUUCCAAGAAUGGAUCUCCGUAGUCGUCAAGUGAAGAUACACAAGGCGCCAUUGUCUUUGCAAGUUGAAAAUUGGAGUGAUGUUGAAAAGGCACUCAAGGGAACACCUUAUGAAAGCUUCCUACAUGCAGAUUACAAAAUAUAAAUGUGCAGUUCUUGUGUAUAUGUAGCUUCUGUUGUUUAAAUCUAUUCUUUCAUUAUUUAUGUGUAAGCAGAAGCUAGCGGGAUUUGGCUAAGGCAGGUUGUUACCGAGUUCCUCUUGUUUCAGGUAAUCAAAUUUGGUUCUUCAGGUUAAAUAAGCUUUUGUAGCUGACUGAGAAUGAAAUUAACAAUUUUGACAUCGAAUCAUAUAUUCCCCAUCUA
This is a messenger RNA of Solanum pennellii, 1603 nucleotides long. RefSeq names its product nodulation protein H-like. The coding region runs from base 351 to 1385 and encodes 344 amino acids. The transcript is spliced from 6 exons. The record is from RefSeq and is a predicted model, not a curated record. Lineage: Eukaryota; Viridiplantae; Streptophyta; Magnoliopsida; Solanales; Solanaceae.